AUGUCCCAGGCAGAGAACACGGAAAAUGAAAGAAACAUCGUUUGCUUCUUCCUUUUCGGAAUCCUGUCCUUAAUUUACGAUGAAAUUUGCCUGAUAGCAGCCGAGGAUAUUCUUGCUGGAUCUAAAAUCGCUACCACAACAGUAAUUCUAUCCAUCGCGAUACCAGUUCUUUCCGUGAAAGUCAUCGCUCCCUGGUUUUUCCAGCGCGUGUCGUAUAUGAAGAAAAUCGCGCUGGUGGUCGUGUUUCUGAUAGGGGGACUGGGAACGCUAGUUUAUUCCCCACACAUCCCAGGAAGACUAGCGGGCGUGGGUGUGGUUGAGUCUGGCGUGGCUACAAGCGAAAUCACGUUCCUCUCACUGACUGCGUUUUAUGAACAUAUCACAGUGAGUGCGUUUGUGGCUGGUGUCGGAGUUGCGUCAUUCGUUGGACCUCUUUAUUACACCAGUAAGUAUAGGCAAAUCAUCCACGUUUUCAGUAUCAAAGAAUUACUGGAAAGACCACUAUGCUCUAAACUGGCUGAAAGUUUUUGGCGCGAAAGAUGAUUCAGUCUACAAUAGUGUGAGAAUCUUACGUGCUCUGACCAAUCAAAGAUAUAGAAGCUUUCGGCCCUACAUCGUCCCCAGUCGCACGCGAUCACUUUUUGAGGGGUAAAAGGAGUGCCCACUCCCUUCUUUAAGCUAGGCUGCAUUUUCCCAGGCAGCCUUAGUUUCUAACCAAAGGGCCUAAGCCGGUCACCUCUUGGUGUCUUUCAAAGUCUAUAUAAUGCGUACAAAUUAACUAAUUUUUGACUACUUUAAAAAUUAAUCAUGAUCGUUUAAAACACAUUUAAAUAAAUAGUAAAAAGCAAAAAACAAACUAACAAAAGUAAUUCAUGAUCCUACGUCACGUUAAUACGCUAAGAGGAAGUUGAUUGUCAUUGGCUUAUUUGAUUGACAGGUUUGACAACAUGGACAUGCCUAUCACCACGGACAACUAUCAUGGUCACUAUACCAUGGCCCCUUUUGUUUCUCCUUCUCUACGCUCUCUUGGACAAGGGGCCUAUCAGGAAAAAAGAACCGUCAAUCGGAAAUGACGUCAUUCUACCAAAAGGAGACAACUUAGAGGAUAAACAAGGAAGUUUCGUUCGCGACAGAUUAUUAGUCGCUAAGGAAAUAUUUCCUUAUAUCUUAUUCCUUCUGAUUACAUACUUUUCAGAGUAUAUUUCGAAUCACGCCAUUAUAACAACGAUAGCAUUUCCAAACGCACCGUUCAAACCUCGGGACCAUUAUCCAUACUACAUACUUUCUUAUCACAUCGGCAAGUUUAUGGGCCGUUCACACUUACUAUUAGUUUCCGCUGUUUGUCCUAAACUAGUUCAACACGUCAGAAUCAGACGGACGUGGAUUUUAGCGUUGAUAGAGUUUCUACACGGGGUUUUCUUCUUCCUCGCGUCUUGGUUUCGAUUUGUACCUCGUGUGGAAAUCAUUAUUGCCUUAUGCGCGACCGAGGGUUUUACAGCGGGCUCGAUGUACUUGAACUCAGCUCACACUGUUUCAGAUAUGAUUACUGAUCCCGAAAGGAGGGAGUUCGCACUGUGUUUGCUGACUGUGGGUAACGCGUGUGGAAAGCUCAGCGCAGGGUUAUUAGGUUUAUUCCAAGAACCUUUUCUUAUGAAACACUGCAUGGAGGAUUUAAAGCUGGGGCAAUACUGUUUGACGAGACAUGCUCACAAAGCAGGGUGGAAUAAAAAUUUGCAUUGUUAA
This is a messenger RNA of Porites lobata, 1743 nucleotides long. The record is from the annotation of a GenBank genome assembly. NCBI's taxonomy places the organism in Eukaryota, Metazoa, Cnidaria, Anthozoa, Scleractinia, Poritidae.